Magnolia sinica is the source of this 644-nucleotide messenger RNA. RefSeq lists its product as uncharacterized. Bases 252 to 644 code for a protein of 130 amino acids. NCBI's taxonomy places the organism in Eukaryota, Viridiplantae, Streptophyta, Magnoliopsida, Magnoliales, Magnoliaceae. Gene Ontology annotation, molecular function: calmodulin binding. The record is from RefSeq and is a predicted model, not a curated record. The transcript is spliced from 3 exons.
CGACCGGAACAAAUACCCGAGCUGCGCCAUUCCGAAACCGCUCUGAAACCCUAAACCCGCUCAAAGUCCCUUCCAAACCACUCAGUAGAAGCGGUUUCCAACUCCUCCGCUUCAACGAAACCCAUCUUCCCCCCCUCCGCUAUCGUCAAUUCCCCAAAUCACACCGACAUUGCUUCUUCGCUGUUGUAGAGUCUUGAAAAAUUCGCCUUUUCUGGCCGAGUACAACGGACCGGUGCAUCGGGAUUCCGGCCAUGAGCUCUCAUAGUAUGCGUGUGGCUGCAGACGAUGUGAGGAUGCCGAUCGACGACGAUCUGUGCGAGGUGACAACAUCGGCCCCCAACGACCCGGUCUCGGACUGCAGCAAGACGGACGUCUUCACCAUUCCUCCCAAGUAUGCGCCGAUCGAGCAUCUCAAGAAAUGGAGGAAAGCAACGUUGGCUCUAAAUGCGGCUCGUCGGUUUCGAUAUACAUUGGACUCAAAAAGGGCAGAAGAGAGAGAAACAUUAAGAAGAAGGGCAGCUGUGCAAAAGAGUAAUGACAUAUGUUAUUAUCUUAUAGAGGUUGCUAAUUCUACACGCAUGCACACCUGUGCUAAUUUUGAAGCACGUGUGUAUGAUCUGAGCUUUCCAUAUGGUUGGAAAUGA